AUGCUUGCUUCUCGCGUUUGCCGUUCAGGUCUUGGAUCUCUUCGCUCUGCCUUGUCUCUCAAGUCAGCAUCUCCUUUUCUCGUACGCUCUUCUCCAAGCGCUGUUGCUCGUUCUUUCAAUGCCUUUCAAUGGAGAGCCGCAAAUUUUUAUUCCACCAAACGUUUCACAAAACAACAUGAAUAUGUUCAAGUAGACGGUGAAAUGGGUACUGUUGGUAUUUCAAAGUAUGCCGCCCAUGCCGUUGGUGAAGUCGUUUACGUCGAGCUUCCUGAACAAGGGUCCUCCGUUAAAGCUGGCGAUGGAAUUGGCUCCGUUGAGUCAGUGAAGUCCGCAAGCGAUGUCUACUCUCCCGUAACAGGCGAAAUUACAGAAAUCAAUAAAUCUCUUACUGAUACUCCUCAAACAGCCGGUGAAUCUCCUGAAGAUGAUGGCUGGCUUUGUAAAGUGAAGCUCUCUUCUCCCGAAGAACUUGAAGGUUUGCUGACCAAGGAAGCUUAUGAUGAAUACUGCAAUGAAGUAGACGCUACCCACUAA
Schizosaccharomyces osmophilus is the source of this 534-nucleotide messenger RNA. RefSeq names its product glycine decarboxylase complex subunit H (gene gcv3). Gene Ontology annotation, cellular component: mitochondrion; cytoplasm; glycine cleavage complex. Bases 1 to 534 code for a protein of 177 amino acids. The record is from RefSeq and is a predicted model, not a curated record. Lineage: Eukaryota; Fungi; Ascomycota; Schizosaccharomycetes; Schizosaccharomycetales; Schizosaccharomycetaceae. Gene Ontology annotation, biological process: glycine decarboxylation via glycine cleavage system; protein lipoylation. The transcript has a single exon.